Messenger RNA from Chironomus riparius, 129 nucleotides. The record is from the annotation of a GenBank genome assembly. Lineage: Eukaryota; Metazoa; Arthropoda; Insecta; Diptera; Chironomidae.
AUGAUGAUAUUACGGAUUACGAUCCAUGCUGGUCCAAUUACACAACAAUUUUCUAGAGAACUGCAACAGCAGCUUGUGGUGCAACUUACAAUGUUUUACUUCUAUUUGCUAAAAAUCUCAUUUCCUUAA